Messenger RNA from Eurytemora carolleeae, 5141 nucleotides. RefSeq names its product proteasome activator complex subunit 4B. NCBI's taxonomy places the organism in Eukaryota, Metazoa, Arthropoda, Copepoda, Calanoida, Temoridae. Gene Ontology annotation, molecular function: peptidase activator activity; proteasome binding. Gene Ontology annotation, cellular component: cytosol; nucleus. Gene Ontology annotation, biological process: proteasomal ubiquitin-independent protein catabolic process. The coding region runs from base 327 to 4061 and encodes 1244 amino acids. The transcript is spliced from 34 exons. The record is from RefSeq and is a predicted model, not a curated record.
UAGGAAUGUAUUUGCCAACCUAUCUCUACUGCACCCUGAGCUAAUUAUCCCUGACCUACUGGAUAAUCUUGUAUUCUAGGAAUGUAUUUGCCAACCUAUCUCUACUGCACCCUGAGCUAAUUAUCCCUGACCUACUGGAUAAACUAAAUGUUGCUUCUGAAUCCCUUACCGAACCUCACAGGUUCCACGUGUGCAUCCAGGCUCUGUCUGCAGCUGCCGGUCCACUGAUCCGAACCUACCCUGAGCGUGCCUUGGAUCUAUUAAACCUCCUCCUUCCUGGGAUAGAUGUUAAUGAUAUCUGGAAGUGUACAGAUAUAUUUGUUCUAAUGUCGGAUCUAUUGGAGAUGAUGCCAAUAUGUGAUCUCACCAAGUCAAUGGAUUCAAAAGAUCCAAGUGAGGAGGAGAUAAGCUUGAGGUCUAAAACUGCAAACUUUGAGAACUUUGUUCUUGCUUUCAUGGAUAGAUGUUUUACACUCAUAGAGAACACAAGAAGAGAGAAUAUCCGUGUUGAUGCUGGAACUAAUGAUGAUUAUCUAAAUGACGAAGAACUAGCAGCAGAUGCUGCCAUUAAUGACACAUUUCUAAGAAUUGUUGGCAACAGUUCAGCCGCCAUGUUCUCCAGAAUAUUCCUUAAACUUCAAAACUAUCUUCAAGGGAAGAUUGUUGAACCAACUGUAGCUGGUGGAAUACUGGCCAGCAUGUGCAAGAGUAUUGUUCAAACCAACCCAGCACAAGGAUUAGCAUUCUUUGUUCCUUAUCUCUGCGACUGUCUCGUCAAGUUGGUUGGAGAGAGGGAGGGGAAGAAGAAGGAGGAUCAUAAAACAGAUGAAGAACUACAGUUUAACCUCCAGCUACUAGCGGAGGUCAUCUCGGUCAAAAAUGUUCAGAUUUACAGGUCCCGUGGGAGUGAUAUUCUACCGUAUAUACCACAGAUCUGUUCAGUACUAGAUGUCACACUAAACCUAACCCAGAAAGACGAAUAUGAACUCGCCCACGGAGUCAUCCAGUCCCUUUUGACCUGGCUGUGUCAUAUUCGCCUGGUUGAACUGUCCCCGCGAUUAGAGGAGUCUACGCGGGGCUGGGGGACCACUGUUCACGUAGAUACUAUAAACAUUGACUGGUUUGUACCUGGUGUUCAGGAGCUGGAGAUAGUUAAAGGGUUGCUAACUAGAUAUUUGACCCCGCUUGUAGAAUCCCUGGACAGGUAUGCUAAUGGAACUGAAAGUAUUGAGAAGGAUGUAUUGCAGCGUACUCUAAAGUUAGUGUGGAGGAUUGUGAGUGGAGUGAGUGAACUAACUCCACCUGAACAGAUCACUAAGUGGGAAAGUGUUCUCUCUACAGGGUUGGAGUGGUUGGAUAAACUUACAAUCUGUAUUCCUGGACCACAAGGAGAUAUUCCUCUUAGACAGGGAUUGAGUGAGCUGAUGUCCCGGGUUCAGGCGAGGAUCUGUGAGGUUGGGAAUGAUGAUACAGACUCCUUGUGUGCCUUGAUAUAUGUCUAUGAUAUCCUUCUCUUCUGCUUUGGGCUGGAUGAGGAUGAAAUAGGGGAUCAUCUUGAGGAUCAUAAGAGGGAUAAACAGCACCGUGAGGACCGUCUACACCGGGGGAAGAAACAUCUGCACAGUGUGAUACUUGAGAGGAUCAGUAUACAGUGGGAAACGCAACUCUGGCUCAGAUAUUUAUUAGUUUUGGAAUCCCUGUCUGAGCGGACCCUGGAGAAUAUCUUCAUGUUAUGUGUUCAUCAGUAUAGUGAAGUCAGGAUUAUAGCUCAGGAGAUAUUCCAUAAAGUAAUAGGUAGAAUAGGAAGACCUAUACACAAGUUGGUUCUGCCUAAGCUCCUAAGAUGCCUGGAGAACAACCCAGCUGUUACCGAGGAUAUGUUAAAGGGUGCCCUCUACCUACUCAACAACGAGAAGUUUUUGUUCUUCUAUUCUUGGGAGAGUGCUGCAAAACUGUGGCCUGCUCUGAUAACAGCUGUUCAUAGUGAUAAACAGAGUGUAGAUGAUCUAUUGAGAGAUAUAGGGAUCAAGCUUAACAGAUAUUAUCAGGAGUUUACUCUGUACACUCUACCCCUGUCUAACACUGAGCCCUCUGCUAUACUGAUGGAGACGGUUCGUGAGUAUCCGGGCAUACAGAAAACAAGCAGUUUAUCAAACCUAUCCUUGGGAGACCAUCUUCAUUUUCAGGAGUUAGAAUCCCGUAUCCUUGAGCUGGUUACAGGGAAGAACCUGCACUGGAGGCAUCAUGAGAUGGCUGUUGGUAUGCUGCUAACUAUGGUUACAUACGAUCAUACUCCUACACGGGAUACUACCAGUCUCUGGCUUAAACUACUUUUAGACGAUCAGAGAAAUAUCAGGUGUAUGGCAUACCAGGCUCUGGAAGGAAUACUUAAACUGGAGAAGGUUACCAGCAGGAAGGUUCCACUAGAAGAUAUUAUUUCAGUUAAACCAGGAGGUCACCCAGGGUAUCCUGGUGUACGUCCGGACAAUGAGUUCAUGCAGUACAAGAAUAUGGAGUUGGAUGAGCUUGAACAGUACUGGAGUAAACCGUUUAUCGUAAAGUCCCACCUAGGAUACUGGAGCUGGCCAGCUAAUGAGAGAGUUCGGAUCCCGCACACUGACGAGGAUUUUAAUCAUCCUCCGGACUCAGUUCGCAACCUCAUUGCACAGUUCUUUCUGGACGAGAACCUCGUCACAAGGUUUGUAGAAUUGAACUCCCUGGAGCAUGAAAAGGGUUUGGAUUUUUUCAGCAUGGAUAGGGGUCUCUUCCUUAGCUUCCUCAUAGAGAAUAUUGGUCCUCAACUAGCUCAAGUAUUCCAGCCCCAUAUAGAACGCCUGGUCGGAUCACCGGAAGAGUCUCAGCAGCGCGCUGCCGCGGAAAUGGUUUAUGGAUUGGUACGCGGCAUGCGCUUCUGGAACUUCCAGUCAGCUCAGCAGGCAUGGGCUUGGUUACUUCCGGUCUUUCAACAGGUAUUAAACAGUGUAACCCUGGAGACCCAGUCCGACUGGGAUCUUUGUUUCAGUGGAUCCAGUAACAAGGCUGAUCCUAACCGUCUCCGAGUCAUGCUUGAGCUCCUCGUUACAUCAGAGAAUCUAGUCUCUCAGGGAGCAUUCAAGGAGAGCUCCUACCUACUGUUUGUGAACAAAUGUUUGAGUCAGAACUGGAGAAUAAGAGAACUGUACAAUAGAACCUACAACAUUCUCAGAUCUCAUUGGGACCAUCCUUAUACUAAUGUUCGACAUCAGAUAGCAAACACGCUGGCAACCCUGCUCUCCAUGGAUAUACCUCUGUAUGGUGUAAAUGACAAGUUUAAUGUCGGAUCAGGGUUCCCAACUAAGAAAAUGUUUUUGGAUGAAGUUAUUCCUAUGCUGAACCUGAAUUAUCAUAACCCGGAGUUUUCCAGGGAUGAAACUCCAGUAUCAGGAACUGUAACUCCGUCUAUGAGAGACGGAACUGCUUCUCCUUCCACUGCUACAGAUACUCCAAACACAUCAAGCGAGGACGUUUCUAUGACAAUGGAGGUCGAUGACGAUACAAAGAAAGGGAACCGUAUUCUGGAGACAGUAUCCUUAUGGAUCUUAAACCAGAUCAAGAUCAGCUCCGCCACCAUCACAGAGGAGAUGUUCCGGGUUCUACCCUUCCUCUGUCAGUUCAUCGGAACAGAGACGGAUCAGGACGUUUCUCAAUCCUGCUUACAGGCUCUGAGCUAUAUGUCAGCUAGUAUCCUACCUGACUCUGCUAUCCAACCACUGCUUGAUAUGACAAAGAAGAUUUCCCACUCCAGUAGUUAUAAAACUAAACUGUCAAUGCUCGAGUAUAUUCAGGUUGCCGUUUUUACAAACUUUCCGAAAGUUGUGGAGAACCCAGGUCAUAGAGCAGAGGUUCAAAACCAGGUUCUUCAUCUUCUCCAGGAUGAGAAUCUUUCCGUGAGACAAAUAGCUGGAAAAAUUCUUGGAGGACUUCUUCACUCCGGGUUUAUUGAUCAGACAGAGAUUGACCGUCUGCUGGAGGAUCUACGAGCUAGGAUACGACCCAGGAUGCAGAGGACAGGGAAAACAUAAAACAUAAUUAUCUAUUAUACCUGGAUUAGAUUGACCGUCUGCUGGAGGAUCUACGAGCUAGGAUACGACCCAGGAUGCAGAGGACAGGGAAAACAUAAUAACAUAAUAUACUAAUAUACCUGGAUUAGAUUGACCGUCUGCUGGAGGAUCUACGAGCUAGGAUACGACCCAGGAUGCAGAGGACAGGGAAAAGGUUUAGAAAAGUGUCAACUAUGGAAACUGAAGAUAAUUCAAAAGAAAAGAUCAUUCUCCAUCAUUCCGGUAUACUCGGCCUUUGUUCCUUCGUAGAAGCGUUCCCCUACGAGGUUCCAAGCUUUGUUCCUCCGAUCCUUAUGGAACUAUCCACUCAUCUGAACGAUUCACAGCCUACACCAGCAACCAUCAAGAAAUGUCUUCAGGAGUUCAAGAGAACUCAUCAGGAUAACUGGCAGGAGCAUAAAACCAAGUUUACUGAAGAUCAGCUUGUUGUGAUGACAGAUCUAUUGGUAUCCCAGAACUAUUAUGCUUAAUAAAAUAGAAGUGGUUUUCUUUUAACACCAGUCGAGCACAAAAUGUUAUGUAUAAAUCAAUUUACAAUCAAGUAUUUUUCCUCUUUUUUUCAGAAAAAAAAUAUUCAUUUAUGAUAUUUUUAUACGGUACAGUUUUAUUGUACAAGAAUAUGAUAUUUUUUCACAGUUUUAAGUCCGAAUAAUUAGAUGUGUUUUCCCAACGCUGCACUGUAUGCUUGUAAGUCGCAAGGUUAAAUUCAAAUUUUGAUGCUUAUAAUGAUUAUAUGAAAAAAAUUGUUAAAUUCCAAAUGACGAUAUUUAAAUAAUAAUAUUCUAACAACAUGACAUUAUAAUAGUUGGGUUCUUUUUAUAUUUAUUCAUUCAUGUUUAUGCUUACUCAAGCUUGAUUUGAUUUUUUUGUUUAAAAUCCUAGUUUCCGGUUCAUCUACUUUUAUCCUUCCUUCCGUUCUUUUCAUUUGUUUCCAUAUCCUUGUCCUUGUCUCACUCCUUCCCGUUCUGUACUUUCAACCUUCCCGUUUUUUCUCUCCCCCUCCCUUCUAUAAAUAUAUCAACUUGCACCCUUUCCAACGAA